GGCAGCAUUAUAUAUUUGAGGUUUACGCGAAUAAUUGUAAUAGUUGUUGCAUAUAGUUUAAGUUUAAGGUUUAUAGGAAUAGCUUAUAAAAAUGCAUUUUAAUACAGUAGCAGUUUUUGCUUGCCUCUUUGCAACAUGCAAUUUAGUUAAAAGCAGCUAUGCAGUUAACUGUACCGCCCCACCGGUGUCUGUCAAUCUUGCUUACCACCCUGCCAACUCUCAAUACCUUCCGACUUCCCAAGUUACUUAUCAUUGUUCUGACGGCAGAAGUGUCAUUCCCGCAUCUUCUAGAACCAUAACAUGCAUGGUAUCGGGGUCAUGGAGCAUAUCAGUUGCUCCUACCUGUCAAGCAGUUUGCGUGAAGCCUCCAGCAAUAACCAUCGGGUCUGGGAGUUAUAGCCCCAUGCAAAACACGUACCAACCAAAUGAAAACAUCACGUAUAGCUGUAACGGUACGACGAGAUUGGUGGGUUCAGCAACUAACAUUUGUGGAAGUAAUUUUGGUUGGUCAACAGUAGCCCCACAGUGCGAUAUAGCAUGUUCCGCUCCGCCCCCACCUAACGCUAACAGUAGCGUGGGGCUCAGCUCAGCUUCUUUUCCAUAUAGUGUUGGUACAACGGCAAAGUAUUCUUGCAGUCUGGGUUACAGACUCGUAGGAAUUGAAACCCUCACUUGUACUUCCGAAGGAUGGGUGCCAGCCGCUCCCCCUACCUGCCAACUCGUCUGUCUAAAUCCGCCCUUGCCGGUGAACGGGACUGUUUUACCGAAUGUACCUGCGAACUCUGGUUAUGAUUUGGGUACAACUAUCAGAUACACCUGUACUGGUACAAACAACAUUAUCGGUUCAAGUAUAAACAUAUGCCAGAACGACGGAAGUUGGCGUUAUGCUGCUAUACCCGUCUGCUCCAGCGUUUGCUACUCCGCACCAACUAUACCGAACGGAGAUUAUAUGCCGAAGCAAAUCUACGCGAACCCUGGAACUUCUGUAUCUUACAGCUGCAAUACUCAAUCACACCAGAUUCGUGGGUCAAUUCAAGCUACCUGUCAAGCGGCUUCUCUAACUUGGUCUACAGCCCCCGUUUGCCUAACAGUGUGUGGAAAUCCACCCGCUAUAGCAAACGGGAUGAACUCGUUGAACGGUGGCAACGCAUUUCUUGAGGGGGACAAAGUAAAUUACACCUGCAAUGCAGGUUAUAGGAUAACACCUGCGCUUUCUACGAUGAACCCGCUGAACGAAAACACUUGCACGUCGACAGGAAACUGGGCAUACGCUGCAGCUAAUGACCUACCGUCGUGUGAACCAAUUUGCACCAGCCGUCCGCCUGGCAUCACUGUAGGUGGCGGAUUAACGAAUGGAUCGCCACCUUAUGCUGUUGGAGUCACAGUAAAUUAUACAUGUAUGGAUCCAAGUCCAUCCCUACCAUUUGGGAACAUUAGCAACAGAUGCGUGGCGUCAGAAACUUGGGAAAAUGCUGCUCCAAUGUGCCUAACAGCGUGUAGACCACCGCCGACAUUAAGCUUCGGCUCAUUUCUUCCAGUGAUGACGUAUUACAACGCUUCAGCAACUGUCAAUUAUACUUGCAACAGUGGUUUUACUUUAAUAGGCAGCAACAACGUUACUUGUUCCAAUGUUUUAACCUGGAGCCAACAACCAAUUUGUGCAAUAAACUGUCCUUCGCCACCUACUAUCACGAACGGUGCAAUUCAAAACCUAGUGUCUGACUACAAAAACGGAGACAACAUACAAUAUGUUUGUAAUACAAACUACGUUUUGACAAGUCCACGUUUUGGGACCAAUUAUGGCGGAAACAACACUUGUCUCCCAACAGGAAUGUGGAUGUAUAGAACACCAGACUACUUGCCAACAUGUUUGCCCGGAUGCGUUAACCCCCCAAUGAUUGGAGCCGGCAACGGAUCCAUCACCCCUGUUAAGGCGUCAUACGUGGUUGGGGAUAUCGUACAAUACACCUGCAUGCCACCGUACAGAAUAAUCGGCACCACCAGCAACGAAUGCGUACAAGCUGGAGACUGGUUACAUAACGCUGGACCAGAGUGUUACGACGGUUGUACCGAUCUGCCUGUAAUUGCUUCCAACGGCAACCACAUGCCUAUUGGUCGUAUCCACCCAACGCAAACCAAUGUUACGUACAACUGCUCAGAAAAUUACUCGCUUAAAGGAGAAGUGAAUAACCGUUGUUUACCACAAGUCCAUACGUGGAGUCAACCCACUGCACCAAUGUGCCUUAGAAAUUGCCCGACACCACCACAAGCAGCUGGAGGCACGACUACAGUUGUUGUUGACCCGAUACCCGGAAAAUCAGUUGCUGGCAUGAAGGUUAAUUACUCUUGUCCAGCCAACUACGCAAUGCAAGUAACGAUCAUGGACAAUACGUGUAACUCAUUGGGAGCUUGGGGCUCUGCUGCACCGGUGUGCGUGAGAAGCUGUGGUCCCCCACCAGCGGUUACUGUCGGCACGAAUACAUUCUCACCAAGCAAAGCUGUUUACUUGCUCAACGAAACGGUUACUUACGUUUGCGGCAACGGGUUGACUUUAGUUGGAGAAUCCACAACGCUAUGCAAGAACGAUACUACAUGGACGGGCACUCCUCCACAAUGCUUUGCUGGCUGCCAACGUCCUUUUACUGCAAACGGUUCCUUAGUUUUGAUACAGCCUGAUCGAGCGAGUUAUCUGGAAGGAACAACAAUUACAUUCACUUGCAGAUAUAAUGCUAAACUCACUGGAAGUACAAACGCUACAUGUCAACGCAACACCACUUGGGAUGCACCUUUGCCUAAAUGCGGAUGUGGACCACCGCCACAAGUUACUGUUGGUAAUGCUACACUAACUCCGUCCAAGCCAGAUUUCAUGCCGGGUGAAGUCGUCACUUAUACAUGUGGGUGCGAUUUGACGCUGGUUGGAAAAUCGACAACAAUCUGUCAAAAUAAUAACACUUGGUCUAACCAAUCGCCACAAUGUUUAACUAAAUGCACCCGCCCCACUAUUGCGACCGGUUCUAAAGUACAGAUACAACCUGACCAACAAGAGUAUCUGGAGGGAACAAACAUUACGUUUACUUGCGCAAACAAUGUAACUCUUACUGGUGCUGUGAGUUCCACAUGUCUUGGCAACACAACGUGGGAUGCUACACUGCCAACAUGCGGCGUCGUUAUUCAAAAGAUGUCAUUGGUACUGACAUUAUUAUGUGCUGUCCUUGUCGCAUUAUUGAGCCACUAAGUCAAACAGAAAAAAAGGGUUUUACGGAGAUUAGAACCUUAACUGCAGUUAUGCAACAUGUGAAGACUUUUAUUGUGUAUUAUUUUCUUAAUAUGUUAUAUUCGCAUAUCUACAGUUCAUGCUGCUAUAAUACGCGAGGCCCUUUAAAAGCUAAGAAAACUAUGUAGCCUAUAGUAGAGUGGAGUGAGAUGGAUACCGUUAGCACAUAAUAUCCGAUAUUUCCUAUUCGUGUUUAUAACAAUUAACAAUUAAACGCCCUUUUAAAGUCGCGAGUAUAUGGUUAAAUAAUCUUGUAAAAACAUUUUUUACUACCAAAUGGGAGAAAAGAGAAUGAAAAUAUGCACCAUCUUACCCAACCUAUGCAACAACAACAAUUGAACUUACUUUACAUUUCUUGGUCAAGGUCAAAUUAUUUUUACGGUCGUACGUAAUUUUACAUAGCUUCAUCUUAUACCGUGAAAUGGCAUGAGGGGGUAGCACUGUAACGGAAAUUAUUUUUUAAUUUAGCAGUUGGCAUUUCAAUGCCUUGAACGUAAUGUAUGGAUAUGUGUGGCCUAGUUUUAUUUAUAACGCAGGAAUAAGCUACGAUGUGUAUAUAAAGAAUAUAGAUUGGUGUAAAUUUUACACUUGGUUUUUUAAUCUACAAUGCUGCGUAUUAACCUUUCAACACUGUAUAUUACUGUUUAUGUAUAUGAGCAAUAACAAAUAUGAAAUACAUGCAUACGCUGUUAAUAAAGUUGGAUGUAUU
Ciona intestinalis (vase tunicate) is the source of this 3983-nucleotide messenger RNA. Lineage: Eukaryota; Metazoa; Chordata; Ascidiacea; Phlebobranchia; Cionidae. The record is from RefSeq and is a predicted model, not a curated record.